AGCACGUGCGAUAACGCGGCUGUCAAGUUUCCUGCUGUUUUCUAUAAAAAUUGCAAACAUAUUAGUAAUAUAGUGAUGAAACUACUGUAAACUUGAGUCUAAAACCAGGAGAUAGACUUUCGAAAAUACAAGCUACAUGUUGACCUUGAGGAAAAUUGGAUCAUGACCUAAAUAACCGGCAUAUGUGAAAAAAUAUGCAGCAAGACAUCGUCAGUACUAACAAGAAAGUGAAUGAGACUAGUGAAGAUAAGUUAUCAGUAUCGACAGUCGAUUCAUUAACUAAUGACUUUGAUGAAGAUAUUCGAAUUGGUGAAGAGUCCUCGUCUUCCAGUGAUGAGUUCGACAUACGGAAGAAGAACAACAUCUACUACUUCAACGAGAAUCAAGAGAAUGAAAGCCCAAAAUUCUGCUUGACGAAGAAACAACAUGCCCCGAAACAUCCAAGGCUGAGGACGUUCUACGACUCCAAACCAAAGUACCAAGAUGCAUCAAGAUUACUGCGAUCCAAAGCCAAAAGUGAAGAAGAAGAUGAUACUGAUGACUACAUGACACCUGAAGAAAACAGAAUGGUGAUAAAGACGAUCAUGGUAGGCGGUGACUUUCAAGCACAAGUUCCAGACGGCUUAUGUCACUAUGACGACGCUUUGCCAUACGAAAAUGAAGAUAAACUUAUCUGGGACCCAUACAUCUUGUCCAGCGAUAUUGUUGAGGAGUAUUUGAAGAAAGCUGCAGCUGUCCAUAGGCCUUUCUUGCCAAUGGGGACACAUUUGCGGGACAGUGAACCAGCACUGUACUUACUACAGCAAUGUGGUCACAACGUAGAAGAAGCUUUGCGGCGACAUAAGAUGAAUGCCAACCUGUUUGAUGAAAAAAUGUCUCCAUGGUCUGAAGAGGAAUGCAGAAACUUCGAAGCUGGUGUGAGAUCAUUUGGUAAAAACUUUUAUUUGAUGCAGCAGAAUAAAGUGCGCACCAGGUCAGUAGGAGAGCUCGUGCAGUUUUACUAUUUGUGGAAGAAAUCGGAAAGGCAUGACCUGUUUGCGAACAAGGUUCGUCUAGGGAAGAAGAAAUAUACUCUGCAUCCUGGAGUAACUGAUUUUAUGGACAGGUUCUUGGACGAACAUGAAGGAGCUAUUGAGAGAACCUCCUCCCCAUCACUUCAGCAGCCUGAAGUAGAAGCUGAGGAAAAUAAGGUCCAGGACGAGCCAGUCUCAAAGUCAUAA
Molecule: messenger RNA, 1220 nt
Organism: Acanthoscelides obtectus
Lineage: Eukaryota; Metazoa; Arthropoda; Insecta; Coleoptera; Chrysomelidae
Source: the annotation of a GenBank genome assembly